Messenger RNA from Sipha flava (yellow sugarcane aphid), 624 nucleotides. RefSeq lists its product as uncharacterized. The transcript is spliced from 2 exons. NCBI's taxonomy places the organism in Eukaryota, Metazoa, Arthropoda, Insecta, Hemiptera, Aphididae. The coding region runs from base 157 to 624 and encodes 155 amino acids. The record is from RefSeq and is a predicted model, not a curated record.
UUUAAACUUGUACGUUCAUAAUAAUUGCACUUACAAAAUGACGUGCAUGUUUAAAUAUACACUUAAAUGUAAUGGUUGUUGAAAUGUUAGAUAGGUAAAUUAUUUAUCGAUAGAUUUCUCAACACAUCGUCUGGUAAGUGACUUAACUCGAAGAUAAUGGAGGACAGAAUAUUUGAGCCAUGCGUUUUUAAGCUUUUAUUUCAGCCAAUAAUACAAUUCCGUUGCUUUAGUUUUCGUUAUGCAAAAUACAAAUCGAUCGACAGAACUAUGUGCGAAUAUAAUGCGCUGUACAGUGUGGGUUACGUUGAAAUGCGUGUAACAGUAUCGUAUUAUCAUAAUUCGCAGUCUCCGUACAAAACGGUUUUGGAACAAGUUACACUCGCAUUUCCGAACAGAAACGAUUGGCAUUUGGGCCAACACAGGCUAAAAAAAUGGAUACCUGUCCCUGCGGCGGACGAUUCCAACGUGGACGACACUCGGUUGACGCACGGACGCCGUUAUGAGACACGUGUUGUGUGUUGUAUACAGUCGAUUCAAACUCAGAUACAAUGGGAGGGGGCGGCCUUAGGCCUUAGGAACUGGAAAUAUUUCAAAGAUCACCUUAAUUUUCGAUUUAUCAAUUAA